ACAGCGCGUCAAUUGGUUGGUGCGUUAUGAUGUUGAUAAGUGGCUGUUAAGUAUGGUGAAUAACAGACUUAUUCAUAAUUAACUCUGAGAAUGUUUAACUUUUAGGUACAGGAGCAGUUUUUUAAUCAUGCAUUUACGUGUUGCGUCAUAAUCACAUUGGAGGAGUGAUCACAGCAAUUGUGUACGCAUUCUCGAUAGUAUCGAGAAAAUGGCUCAAAAUCGUUUGCAAUGGCGCAGGUGCAUACAUUCUUUGUGUUCUCCAAAAUUCUAAUCUACUGAUUCCUCCUUGUCUCUUUUUCUCUUCCCAAAUUCAUUUCACUGGAUCAUACUCUUUAAAUAACAUCUUCAAAACUUAAUCUUCCCGAUCACUGCUUAUACUCUUACCCUUACCUCUACCACUACGGGAUUUGAAUUGACAACUGCAUCUCGGUGCUAAUGUGGUGUGACAACUAGACUGUUGUACGUACGUUUAUCGUAAGGGAGUCUAGAAAGACCCUUCACUAAUUUCGUUCCCAAACGCUGGACACGCUCAAGGGUGUUAGUAUCCUUUACCAGACACGGGCUAGCUGCUUGGAUACAGUACUCUAAGUGUGGUCUUACAUAGGUGGGAUAUGUGUAUUGUACCGACAUCUUUAAUAGACUAGUAAUGCUGUCGGUAAGAUACUGAAUUGUUGUGAGAAUCGAUAGCAGAAAGCAGUAAAAUUACAGUAGGGUAGUUGUUUUCUACGGUUAAUCACACUUCUCAUACUAUAUUAUUCAUUAUGGAAUAAGGUUAAAUUUACACAUUAAAAGUUUGAAUAGAGUUGUAUGUUGGGGUUGUUAUUUCGUGGGAUGCUUAUCACGAACUAUGGUGCUUUAUCGUCCCUCUUUUUUCUAACCUAAAAACCUUGCCGCUAAGAUUCAGGGUUUGAAGUAAAGAAAUGGUAAGCCUCAUAAGCACAUUCAAAUAUGCAGAGAAUAGCAUCAAUUACUCUGUUACUCAGGCUGCAUCAGGAGCAGAUAUUUCUUUCCAUUCAUUCACGUUUGUUGCAUAGUUUACAUUUUCGUCAAUUUCAAACAUUUUGCUGGCCAAAUAUUGGCAAUUUUUAUCUGAUUGGUAAAAUCAUACAAGUUCUUGACUUUGAGCAGUAAUGUAUGGGGCUCUAUCGUAAUUUUGGUCGUUUCAAUCAACACCGUCGGUGUUGUGCUCUACUGUAUGGUGUAUUUUUGUGAUCGUAUGAUUUUCUUGAGCACAUGUACUCCUCAUAAACUUGAGUGUCAUGAUGAAUUGUCCCGGCACAUUAUCUCAAGCCAAUAAAGGGAACGAGGAUAUCCAAAACUUUCAAUAAUAAUGUUAAAGUUCAAAAAGCAUUUAUCUUUUUACGAAAUAAGGAAUGUGCAGACACCCGACCAUUAUCUCCUUUCGCUGGUUCCAACAGUCAGUUAAAUGCUAUAAAUGGAACGUCCCUCCCACCGUAUACAUCAAAUCAGCUGUGGCUAACAUUGUAUGAUAUGUUGUAAAUUAUUGUAAGUUAAAUCAGUACCACAUUUUCACACUUGAGGCAUCUUUGGUGCAACACCUGUAACGGCAUGCUUUCUCUGACUAAUGGCAGAACCUCAAGUGAUGUAUUAGGUAUCGUUCCAAAUCCGUAUUAUCGAGACCUUUCUUUGUUGAUUUUUGGGUAUGUGCAUAUGGUUUAAUAAUAUUCAGUCUUAUUUUCUUGAUAGUUGUACACAUUCAUGAUAGAUAUUUACAUUCUCAUUACUUAUGCUAGACUAUUAAGAGUAAGUACGUUUGCAAAGUACUCCCUGUACAUACUGCUGAAUUGAACUCAUUUCGAUCAAGAAUUUCACGUUUUCAAUCCAGAUAAAAUCAAUGUAUUGAAUGACAGUCUGAGAUAAACUGGGAAGAAUCAAAGGGGUACUUUUAAGUUCUAGUAUAGUCAACUUUUAAUGGUGAGUCGUUAAUAAAACAUUCUCCACAACCAUUUGAAAAUAAAUAGUACUAAAUUGAGGCAGUUGUCAUCAGAUCUUACUAGCACUUACGUGGAAUUCUCGGUAGAUAAAGCAACGUUAGAUGAUAGGCAGGUAUCACUGGAAGGUAACUAUCCUAAAUUUAAGAUAAUUUGUUUCUCCAUAUAACGGCGCAUGUCCUGUUAGCUUCAGUGGGUUACGUGAGAACAACCAUUUCCAUUUGAUUUUUAAAGGGUUCAGUCUAAUUGGUAUUCUGUCUUAUUGUUGCUGCUGUUACCUGUACUUUUUUGCUUUGGCCAUUUCAUAUCUCAUAUAUGUUUGUUGACUGGAUUGUUUUGCUCUACGGUCUCGUACUCAGACUGCCUUUAUCAAGACCAGAAGUCCUAUUUUGAAUUUUUCCUAAAAGUAAAUGUUACCACGCAAUGUGGUUUAUUUCCAAGUGUAUUGUUUUGUCCUUCAUGAGCCAAUACUUAUCUAUACAAUUUAAACGUGAUACAGUUAGUUUGAAAGUGGUAUUUCUUACGACUAUGCUGCUAUUGUAUGCUAGAGUCAGUUUUCGGUGUACAUAAUAAAGAUUUGGCUGGGUAACAACUAUAGUUGGCAAUUUACUUCUGAGCACGCAGCGUUCCUACCAGGAGUUCUUCAUCCGAUUUCGAAUCCGUCACACAUAUUUGUAUAAACCACAGUAUGUCGAGGUAACGGUUGAUUCCUACCAGUAAACUUUGGUAGUGACAACAAAAAAACCAAAUUGAUUUGAAAGUUGUCUCGUAUACAAUACUUUGAAGAGUCCUGAUAUGAGCAUUCAUUUCAAUGCCGCGGCAGUACCAAGCGAUCAGUCAGCCAGCGAUAAACCAACGGAAAGCCAGUGAAUUAAGAACUGCAGUUAGUAACUCUUACAGAUCUCUUGUAAAAUUGCCAUCAAAAGAAGUGUACGUCUUGUCAUUAUCGUUACCUUGGCCUCAAACUAUUAUUAUGAUUAUUUCAUUUCGUAUUUAAAAACGUCAUACUCUCUCCUUACUUACGCCCCAUAUCCUCAUGAUUUUAUCCGUAAUUGUUUCUGGUGUUUAACUAUUUUAACCAAGAUAUUUUGAUCAUCUUACUUCAAUCCGUUGCUAAAUUAUUAAUUUUACAAUGCUUUCUAUUUGGACUAUCAUUUAUUGUUAUUAUUCAUAUUACAUAAUCUUCCUAUGAAAUCAUCAUGUUUAUUCCUUCGUGUUUUUAGUCAAUCAGAACGUUCACGUUCCAUCUAUUCGUACUGAAAUCUGCUUUGUUGUUUCAACUUGAAAUUAUUCUUGCCACAACGGUCAUUGAUUAGGAACUAUCCCUUUUUAUUUAGCUUUAUCAAAUACUUCAUUAAACUGGUUCAUUUGAAUUACUAUAAUAUAUACAACCUAAUAUUUUAUACAGCUACUAAGAUUUCUUCGAAUAAUCGUUAGUCAUGAAGUUGGAUAACAUUCGACACACAUAUAGUUGGAUAAUAUUGUCCUCAUAAAUAAAUAGUAUAUUUGUAAUAUUAAUUUUAAUUUGGUUAUUUAUUCUCAGAAGAAGUGACUUGCAUUAAGUCACGAAACGACAGAAAAUCUAAUUUUUCUAUUCAUUGGGAUAUUACAAAUAUACUAUUUAUUUAUAACAAUCUACCCAAUGCUCAAUGUAUUCGAAAUUAUCAAGUCGAAUCUUGGUAAUGAUACUUAUAAUAUUGUUCUCAGUUGGAUCAUUAUCUAGCUUCACUCUAAUAUACAUGGAUAUUUAUAUGAAAAUGCUAAACUAGUCAAGGUAAUUCUCGGGUCAACGAUCACAAUGAAGUAUAUUGCAUAACUAGGUAUAAUAGGUAAUAAGUAUAAAUUGGUAGUAAGAAAACGGCUGUACCAGUAGGGAUAAGAAUAGUAAAAAUUCUAGCCAAUAUUUUAAGACACAUAGAACAAAUUUAGAUAAAUAAACUAAUGAUCACGAAACACCACUCAGACCAUGUAAUGUUAGGUGUGUAAAUAAAGACGUAGUGAAUAAUGUGAACGAAAGAGAAUGAACAAAUAGAGGUAAUUAGCCAGUUUCCUAAUAGCGUCUGCUACAUGUAGGAAACGGGAUCUUACCCCAAUGGGGAGUGAUGGUGUACUAUAGAUCGCACGGAGCGAUUGGGUCUUUACUAUCACUUGAUCACUGUCAACAAGGUGUGACAAGAUAAAGCUGUGGCUCUUUCCAAACCAUUCUGGGUGAUGUCCACAUAUUCGUUAGCUAAGUUGAUGGGUAGUAAGCCCUAUAUGGACAAAUCAAACUAUCGACUUGUAUAUUUUACCUAUCAAAAGUAGUUAUGCAAAUUAUUUCAUUACGAUCAUUGACUCAAGAAUUGUCUGGGUUGGCUUAAUAUUUUCAUAUAAAUACGUAUAUUAGAGUUAAACCCGAUUAUGAUCUCACCGGAAACGCCAUUCGUUCACAUGCGUUGUUAUAAUUUUCACUGGAAAUAUCUAAGCCUACAUACAGUCCUCCGAAGAUUUAUGUAAAAGGUAUUGUAUCUAGGAUUGUUUAGAUUGAUUUAUCUCUGUAGCAUGUAACCUAUGUAAUAAAAUCUAAAUUCACGUACCGAAGUCACUUUAAAGCAUCUGACGAAUGGCUCUUAGCAUCGAAGUAAGAACCGUAAUAUCAAGUCACGGAAAAGUAUCCAACUCCAGUUGAGCUCAUUGAUCACUUUGCAUAAUAACUAUUUCACUUUUUCCCGUUGCUCUGAAAACCUAUAUUUCUCAGUAAUGUCAAAAAAAUAAUGAGAUGAGUAAUGCAUGACUCCAUUGAUUAUUUUGUAUACACAAAUUAUUACGAAUUCUUAUCUAUGUACGCGUAUGUGUUUGUGAGUGUCUUCACAUUUACCUGAUGAUCUAUCAUUCAAGCUAGAUCCUGCAUUUUUGGUCCAGGUUUUUUUUUCAUACACAUGUGUGAUAAUUCAUAUAUACACUUUCGACUUUCAUUUGAUUCUUACAAGUACUUAUUCAUUUCAAUAUCGUUUGUUCUGUCUGGGGAACAAGCCUGUUUGAAAUAAAUCGUACUUAAUAACACUUUGUAUCGUGACUCAUUUACCGUCUCACUGGAGGUAACGUAAUCGCAAAGUUAUUUAAGUCAAUUAACAGUACUAAUUUAAUACAGAUAAGACGGCAGUAAAAAACCAUCAGCUAAAAAAACCUAAACGUACAUGUACUUUAGUUACUAUUUAACUAGGGGUUAGACGAAACACACAACUGUUUAAUUCUAUGCUUCGACUCAAUUUAGUUUUAUCGAUGUAAUAAACUACAAAUUUUAUUUUGAAGAUAAAAUAUAUUGACUGAUUUGGAAAUCACUUAUUAUCGAAGUGGUGAAGUUCGAACCGAUAUGCGCUAAACCUGAAUAUAAUUUUACGUUAAACGGAAAAAUAUCUUUGUGAAGACAAUCAAAUAUAUGUGGAUGUUUCUUUCGAUGAUGAUAAAUGGUUUGUAAACAAACAAGCAAAUUAAUUAUGAAUACAGUCUUCAAGGACCAGAAUUCUGAGCAAUUUCUGAUCGCAAUGAACAAAUAUCACUACCAUCAAAAAUGCGAAAUAGCAGAAGCAUAUCGAAUAUAUUGAUCAUACUAUGCUUUCCAUCAUUAAAAGUAGAAUAUUAGAUGCGAAAUUAUGGUCUCUAGUCUUUGCCUUACAAAAUGUAUAUCACAGAGUAUGGUUUUAGAAUUCAAGCGCAACUAAAUCCUGUGCGGAAUUAAAUAUGAGAUCUUACUGAAAAUAACAUGACUAGUAUUUUCGAGCAACAAACUUCAAUCUCAUAAGACAGGUUACAGAUUACCCAUAAGAAAACAGGAUGAAGCAUUGAGGACAAAGACCUGGUCAUUGUUUUGUGUUCAUAAUUAGGAAAAUAAUAACUAUGUACUGUAGAGUAAACGAAACCGACGGUUGUAUUUCUGACAGAACACAACAAGACAACGAUUUCUAAGUAGGGUUUUUCUUAUUUACACUUCGAAAAUGUAUAAUAAUAACCCAGUAAAACAACUAAUGACUCCUCAUUGAGAUGUAAAAGAAAUAUAUGUCAGUUUGUCUGAUAGAUGAAGGUAACAUAGUGUAAAGAACUGUUCACUAAGAAUCCACAUAGAAAGGACAACGUAAAUGCUACUUUUUUUGGUAAUAUCGAAAUCCAAAGAUACUACAAAGGAUUGCUACUGCUACUUUUUAACAGCGGUUUGUUACACAAAUGAGACUGACGACUUCAGUCAUACUGCUUUGUCCCAUGAUAUUCUGUGACUAGUUUACUUUCUUCACAUUAAUAAUCUGCAAGGAGAUUUAAGUUUAUGGGACGAAUACCGUACUGCCUAAACAAAUGUACUAGACGGAUAUCCAGACAAUUGUUUCCUUCACUUCAUAAUAUUGAUUUAAAGCCCUCCAAGAACAAUUGACGAAGUGCUUUGAACACUUCGUUGUUUUUAUCAAUUGAAUUUAAAGUGAGUGUAGUUUAGUGCCGAACUCUCAGUUACGCCAUCAAAGGAUAACUCAAGAUAUAUAAUAAUGAACGUAUAAACAAGUGUUAACUCUUUGUGCAUAGAUAUAUAAGAAUUCCAUUUUAGUGUUUCUCAUUAAACAAAUAGAAAUGUGAUUCAUUGCCUUCAUAUUAAUAAUAGACGUUUUCUAUAAAUUAGGCAUUAUUAACACGAAGCCAAAACUAGAAGUCCUCUAAGUUUAUUUUUGUCAUAUUAGACAUACAGAUUUUUGAUUUUCCUGUCAUCUGCUGGACGUUGACGCGUACAGACAAAUAUCAAGAACUUGCAAGUUAUUAAGCGAGUGACUUUGCUCUACAUUGGUUGUCAGAACGAAGAAAUUAAUGAGACGCUGCUCGCAUUUGCGAUCCACAUGUAAUUUAGUGUGAUAUGGGCUAGUGUAGAGAAACGUCCAUAUUGUGUGGAUCAUGCACCAACUAGCAGCACUGACUGUAUACAAAAACGUUUGGUUGCAUGGUCUAUGAUUAAAUAUCAGUGGUUGUUUAUCUGUUGACGAUGCGCAAGCCAGAUAUUCAAAAUGUUUGCGCAAUAGGAUAUCUAACAAAGAUAUCAUUCAAAUAUGACAGGAAUGAUGAAAAAAUUUAGUAACGCAUAGUUUAUGCCCUAAGGUAUGCUGCUAUCACGCACUUCAUAAGAUCCAUAUAGAUAGAGGGCCAUUGAAAAUAAAGUCGCACUAGAAAUUUAACCAUUAAUGUGGAUUUUCGGCAUUAUAGAAAUCAACAAUAAAGAAGAAACUGUCCUUAAUAAAUUUUGUCAUCCAACGGUAUUGAUUGAACAGUGUCUAGCAAUUUAUUUGAGUAUAGGUUGCUGUGAAUGUAACUAUGCUAAACUUAUUGGUUUUUAGGAGUUCUGAAUCAUUAAAAACAUGAAAGUUUUUAAGAAGACGGGAUGAUUCACGAGAAACUAGUAUACAAACGAUUAAUCUGUUGUAAAUUUUGCACUUCACUUAUGAUAAAUAUUAUAGUUCUCAUUAAAAACACAGCGCAAUAAUAAUAAUUAUCAUUUCAAUUUAAGCCCUAUACGAUACUGCCAUAUAUAAAAAUGACAUUAAGAUAUAUAAAUAAUGGGAGGUUGAGUACGUCCACUCUCUAUUUUACUAUUUCUUUCUAAGUGAAAAAUAUAUCGAGCAACAUUUCUCAUAUAUAAGAGUAUAGGACUAAUUCUACGCUAACAUUCAAAUCGGUUCAUGAAAACAAAUCAGAAUCGAGGUAACACAGAAUACUAAGAAACAUAUUUGAUGUCAUCUGGUUAAUAAUAAGGUACUUUUUGAUACGUUAGAUUUGAUUUUAGAUGACUGGGAUAAAAUUGACGAGUAUAUCUUAAGCAGCAAAGCAAUUCUAAGUGCAAUUUACAGAAUGGAACAAUAUGAGUAACUUAAUUAAGGCAAUAACACCUACAACACAUGGUCAAAAAUAUUUAGGUCUAUAACGUGUGAUAAGCUACACAAAUUCAGGAAUCUUAUCGGCUUGUGCGUACAAGUUAUGAAAGGGACAGUUAGCGAGUUGAUUAUUCCCACAACAAACAUAAGUACAGCUGAGAUAUUCUAAAGACUGUGUAAAACAACGCACAAUUCGCCACACCCGCCAAAUAAAUCAUGAUGUCUAACUAGACUAAACAACAUUUAGGGAAAAACCCUACAGGACAAUAACAUUAUUUACUAAUAGCUAUGGCAUGAGGAGGCUACCAUACUUGAUUUUUGGUUGGCAUAUUAUUGCCUCACAUUCAAUUUGAAAAUGUCAUCAUCCGAACCAGGUCGCCCACGCAAUCUUUUCGAUACAUUGCGAACAUUAGUCAAAUCUGAGAAAGGUUUGUUGUUGAUACUUUUACUAUAUAGUCGCUCAUCACACAUUUUUGGUUUUGUGAAGGAGCUAGCAGAGCCACCAUCGCAUUUCGUUUUCAUUGUCUUAAGUGUACACGAUAUUUGAUAGAUUGCUGUUAUGCUUAUCACAUUACCUAAAAGAUGAUACAAUUUCGCGUACACGAAAUGCGUCUUAUGGUAAUGACAGUAAUAUUUCCUUAUUAAUCAAGCCUGAGGCUAAUGAUACAUCGACAUCUCAUGUACACUUAAAUGAUCAAACUGUUAACACCAGCAAUAAAACUGUUGGUUCUAUGCUGAUUCAUGAUGGUGAUCAUGCUGAUAACUUGUUGAAUCAGAGAACAGGUAUCUGCAAAGCCACUUCAUCAAUCAGGAAUGAUAUUCAGAUUUCACCAAAUCCUGCUCCAGGUCCUUCACAGAGUGUAUGUAUAUCAAAUGUAAUUGGUGCUAGUGCUGAUUUUAUAAAUUCUAAGUUUAAAUCGCCGACCACGUCUUGCACUUCCUCAACUCAGAAUAGCUGUUCUAGUGAUACCUCUGUUUCACAAAUGGGGGAUUUCCAUGCACUAUCUGUUUCGUCUAGGCGUAUGACCGUUAUUCAAGAAACACCUCACGGUACUCAUCACUAUCCUUCGAUUCCUCUGAGUUUAUCAACUAAUGGUCUUAGCGAGUCAUAUAACGAUGAUCCCGUUUUACGAGAGUAUAUUCAUAAAAAAUGUACACUACUGAGAUACCCUAUUCAGUUGGCCUUGGCAAUGUCGAAGUUGUGUUCACCAUCAAAAUUAUGUACAAUAUCUGGCAAACAAACAAAUCCCCCAGAGUUUAAUAAGAGUUCACCUCGUCACCUUUCCGAUCACGGUUACAUGGAGAUUGAUGCUAGCCAUUUUACUCUAAAUCCAUCUGCAAUACUUGCUAAAAAUAAUACUGUAAUGAUUAGUAAUAUGAACCGGCCCCGAACAAAAGCUCAAUUACGUCAUCUAAAUGUUAACAAAUCAAGUCACUCAUCAGAUAAGACAACACAAGAUUUCGCUUCACAAUCUAAAAAUAAAAUCACACAAUCAGAGGAAUGCCAAAGGCUUACACCAAUUACGACUGAAUCAGAUGUAAUUGAAAUUCUUUCCGAUGAAGAGGAAAAAUGUGGUCCAUCCACACCACAUUACAAAAAUCCUUCUGUUCUUAAAAGUCGCCAACUUCGUCACCGAUCUCAUCAGUUUUCUAAGAAUCUCCGGAAAACAACCAGACUGUCUACAUUAUACAGGUCCCAAGUUACCCCUAACUAUAAAUGGAAAUUGCGGUCAACAGAAGAUUCUGUUGGAAUUCGAUUAGUUUCUUCACUUGAUUUCGAUAGAGAUCCAGAAGCGAAACUAUCACAGACUCCACAUUGGGUUUAUACUUAUGCAUCGAGAUAUGAAAAAAGUGAAAUGAAAUCUCAUUUGUUACUUGGAGAUGUCUUACGAAUUUUAUAUUUAUUACUAGUAAAUCGUAGAAAUCAAUUAGUUUUAAGAAAUGUUUUAAAACACUGUCGACAUUAUUGUCGUAGAAUACCUUCAGGUGAUAUUCAUAUUUAUACAUCAACUGGUUUAUCACCGUUAAGAUCGAUUUCUUUACCACACUAUUCAUGCACCAUUUCAAAAUCUACUCCACUAUUUAUUGUACACUGGUAUUCUGAUAAUAUUUUAAAAGAAAUAUUAACUGUUACGUAUAGUUGUUUGCCAUUACAUGAAACUUGGUACGAUUGUUGUCCAAAAAUGUUACUGCAUACAUUAUCAUAUUUAAUUUUUAAACCAGAUGCAAAAAAGCGUAUUUUAAGCUUUGCAAAAACCUUCUCUAUUAAACCUGGACAAAUGCCAAGUGCGUUUUCAUUGUUACCAAUAAUGCGAACAAACGAGAACGAUUCUAGGAAAUGUUCAUCACUUGAUAACCUACAUGGUGGCCAUCAUGAUUUGGAAUUGUAUACAAAGUUAUCUGAUUGUCUUCCAAAAUCACUUACAACUAUAUUGAAAACGAAUUUCGGUUUGCCCGUUUAUCAUAUUGCAGGAUUUGGACUGCUUAUUAAUUCUUUUCAUAACACUUGCAUUCAUGUUUUCACUGAUACCAAGCCAAGUGUGCAUUAUAAUUUGAAUGUCCCGUUGAAUGAACAGUUAUCCGUUAAUUUGUUCAUUAUCAUGCAACAUUUACAUCAAGCUGUAUCUGUUUGUUUGUGCAGACUACGUGAUUCUUAUGCAUCGCUUAUGUCAGCUGGUGCAUGUCUAAGAGCAAGAUAUGAACUUUCAAAAACCCACUGUAACGAUACUCAGCAACUAUCUUAUUUACGUAUUGCUCGAGGUCGCGCACGUCUUUUCGAAUCAGAAGCCGUUGCUCGAGAUAAUAUUGGUCGCAUAUUUAAUGAAGAGGUUAACCCUCAUAUUCUUAAUCUAAUAAACCUAUUGGAACGUAUAUACCAUAGUUUACGUCACUUAACUGGAAAUACUUUCUUAUUUGGUCCAUUUUACAAUCAGAAUAUUAUGUCUUGCAAUGACGGAAACUUGACUUUACUAAACUCCAAACAAUGGGUUGUCGAGUCGCUCAAAUAUGUGAAAAAAUUAGUUCAUUUGUCAAAUGUAAUACCAAAGUUUAACUUUUCUCUCUUUAUUGAAACAUCUUUUCAUCUAUUAGAAUAUCUAACUAUUGAUGUUACUAGACAUCUUCAUUUAGUUAUGGAAAAAGUGUUAUCUUUCAAGAAUCAACUAUCGCAGACCUAUACAUCCAUCACUAAUUCUUGGAUUCCAGCUUACAAAGGUUUAUCCACUGAAGUUAAUUCACGUGCUGAUAUUGACUUGAAGUAUUUCUUUUCGUCACUGCAAAGCCAGUAUGAUGUAAUUGAGGUUUGGGCUCGACGCCAGCAUGAAACAGAAUUAAGAUCUAUUGGUAACGAAAUGAUAAACCUUCUCAAGAUACUUGCUAAAUGCUGGAAUUGUCAGUGGCUAUAUAGAAAUUUGAAGUUACCAUGUCCUGUUUUAAGUAUUCCAUAUGGUUCCAAAAAUAAUUCAUCUCAUUUAUUUCUGAAAGAACCUGGCAUAAUUUCGUUAUCGUCUUGGCCACCAGUUCAUUCCAGUUUUAUUCUUACUCAACAUAUAGUCCAAACAAACUCACAGGAACACACCAAUCAGAACGUUAGUUCUCUCAGCAAUGAUACACAGGAGUUCGUCUACUCAAAACUGACAUUUUCGCAAGAUACUUCGACUAGAAUAUGCAGUUCUAACCUAAAAACAGAAUUACCUUCCAUCGUUAAUAAUAAAAGCCAUAAGGCUGGUGCAUGUCAUUUUUCACCGAGCAAUAAUUUUGUUUGUGAAACGCUGUCUAGUGAGCAGGUUAGUGUUACUUCAGAUUUAAGUGUUAAAUCUCCUGUACCGCAAACUGUCAGUUAUCAUUUUCCUAGCUGUCCACCUGAUAUAAAUAUUUUCACCCCUUCUGACCAAUUCCUUCCAGUUGAUAGCACGACAAAUACAUCCACGUUUGCAUCAUCAGAUCUUCGCAGUCAUCGAACUACUGGAAAAUUAUCAACUACUAAAAAUUUACUUACUCAGCCGACUUUAAAAAACAACUCGAAUUUGCUGAACUCAGAUAUUAGAGAAACUAACUACCAUGAUUCAUCUUUUGUUAGUGUAAAUAAUCCUUUAGUUACUGACGUCAGUAACAGUAGGCUGGAGUUUGAUUUAACAGUCACCAAUAAAAAAUCGUCUAAAGAAGCAACACUGGUGGAAUCAUGUGUUCAAAAUUUGUGUGAACCUUGCCAGAAUCACCCUACAUCCAUUUUGAGUGACAAUGAAUCAAAAAAAGAUGCUUAUUCAGUUGAUACACAAUAUUGUAAUGCUCAUAGUGAGACUAAUGUUAAUCAAGAUUAUCAGAUUACAGAUGAUAUUUCACCACCUGUCGAGUGCUCACUCACAGUCUCUCAAGAUAAUGACCCAUUAUUUCAGAACAAUGUACGAAUAUCAUAUACACCAACUUUCAAGAACUUGAUAGCAUGCGAUACCAAUCAAAUCGAGAACGGUUAUUCAGAUCAGUCUUCAGUUGUAGUAAAUCAUCCGAUCAUAUCUCCAAAUGUUGCAAAUACAGUCAUUUCAAACUCAUCAACCUUAUCGAACUCACUACAAAAGACUUGUAAUGGACAUGCUAAAAUACCCCCACAUACAUCUCCAUCCAUUUGUGAUAAAGAUAUCAUCACUGAAAAUAGAGUUUUUCCUACUAUUUCUCCCAAGAAUGCUGAUAUUGAGAACUCAAAGUCCAAAUUUUCUCAGCCCCCACGAGAUGUUCACGAUCGGAAUGGUUCGCUAGAUGAAAGUGUUCCCAUCUCAGGUUCAAAGUCUGAUCUACCCAUUUCCUCAAGCUCAUACGACCCAGUCUCCACAAAUUCCAAAACUUGUGAUCAUCACGCAAUCGAUCCCUUUUCCGGAGAUGCUUUUGCUAAAUCACAAAGAUGUUCAUGUCCUCCUCUAGAAGAAAAUAAGGCUAGUAAUAAUUUCAGUUUCGUUAAUAAUAAAACGAGUGAACUAGUAGGAUCUACUGACAUGUGUAAAAAGCAGUCGAAAAAAAAAUCUGUUAAAAAAGUGUGUAUUUACCUACCGGAUAAUGCUAUUACUAAUUCUCCUACUAAAGAUAUUGUGUCUCAUUGUAAUAGUGAAGAAAAUCAUGAAGUAUCCGACGAACCAGAUAAUUGUAUAAUAUCCCUUGACAGACGACGAGCUGGGAAGCUUAAACGAAGGUUAAAAAAAAUUAACCACUCGACAUUCGAAAUACAAACAUCCACUACUUCCUCCGAUACCUCAGACACUUCUCAAAUCAUUCUUGUAAAUAACAGCGAAAGAGCUUCCAAAGAUAUACAAGCAAUGAAUAAUAUAUGUUACAAGCCGAUCACUAACAGUAUUUCGUUUGAGGGAACUCUGCUCAAUUCAUAUAAUUUAACUAACAUCGAUGAAACCCACUCAGUAAAUAACAUUAAACCUGUUACUCCUUGGCCAAAAGAGAAAUCUUUGCAUCCGCAAGCUCCUGGUCCAGUCACAGCCGCUAUAUUAGGCCAGUCUGUUCCCGUAUUAUCUUCUGAUAUUUCAAUUGAUCUAACUGUUGAUGAUUAAAAUAGGCUUAGUUUUAACAUUAAAUAGCAUCUAAACUAAGUUCCGAUCAGAACAUCCACUACUUACAAAAAUUUGUGUAUAAUCUUGUACAUAUUUAUUGCUCUCCAAUUCUAUAUCAAGAUUCAUUUUGUGCAUUUCACUGAAUUUUACUCUGCGUCAACUAUUUUUAUAGCUUCAUUUUAUGAUACAUUUAUUUAAUUUUACAGGGUUUUAAUUAUGUAACGAAUUCCUUGUGGCAUAAUUUUUUGUCAAUUUUACCAAUAAAAUAGUUCGUUUUCUUGAGU
Messenger RNA from Schistosoma bovis, 13664 nucleotides. The record is from the annotation of a GenBank genome assembly. NCBI's taxonomy places the organism in Eukaryota, Metazoa, Platyhelminthes, Trematoda, Strigeidida, Schistosomatidae.